This is a messenger RNA of Miniopterus natalensis, 1456 nucleotides long. RefSeq names its product protein interacting with PRKCA 1 (gene PICK1). Gene Ontology annotation, cellular component: trans-Golgi network membrane; neuron projection; synaptic vesicle. Gene Ontology annotation, biological process: dendritic spine maintenance; regulation of Arp2/3 complex-mediated actin nucleation; positive regulation of receptor internalization. The record is from RefSeq and is a predicted model, not a curated record. Lineage: Eukaryota; Metazoa; Chordata; Mammalia; Chiroptera; Miniopteridae. Gene Ontology annotation, molecular function: phospholipid binding; protein domain specific binding; protein kinase C binding.
CAGUCGCGGCGGCCGACAGGUGGAACGGCAGGUGGGUUCAGGUGCCAGCCUGGCCCGGGCCCGACUGUGGACCGACGCUUCCGACCCAGUUCUCUGUUACCCUGCCGAGCUGGCCAGUAAACCGGCCCACCUCAGCCCUCAGAACCAUGUUUGCAGACUUGGAUUAUGAAAUCGAAGAGGAUAAGCUCGGAAUCCCUACUGUGCCUGGGAAGGUCACCCUGCAGAAGGAUGCUCAGAACCUGAUUGGGAUCAGCAUUGGAGGAGGGGCCCAGUACUGUCCCUGCCUCUAUAUUGUCCAGGUAUUUGACAACACGCCGGCAGCCCUGGAUGGCACUGUGGCAGCUGGCGAUGAGAUCACCGGUGUCAAUGGCAGGUCAAUCAAAGGGAAGACCAAGGUGGAGGUAGCAAAGAUGAUUCAGGAAGUAAAGGGGGAGGUGACCAUCCACUACAACAAGCUGCAGGCGGACCCCAAGCAGGGCAUGUCCCUGGACAUCGUGUUGAAGAAGGUAAAGCAUCGGCUGGUGGAGAAUAUGAGUUCAGGCACUGCAGAUGCCCUGGGCCUGAGCCGGGCCAUCCUGUGCAAUGAUGGGCUUGUCAAGAGACUUGAGGAGCUGGAGCGGACUGCUGAGCUCUAUAAAGGGAUGACAGAGCACACCAAGAACCUCCUACGGGCCUUUUAUGAGCUGUCGCAGACACACCGGGCCUUUGGGGACGUGUUCUCCGUGAUUGGAGUGCGGGAGCCCCAGCCAGCUGCGAGCGAGGCUUUUGUGAAGUUUGCUGACGCCCACCGCAGCAUUGAGAAGUUUGGCAUCCGGCUGCUGAAAACCAUCAAGCCGAUGCUGACGGAUCUGAACACGUACCUCAACAAAGCCAUCCCAGACACCCGCCUCACCAUCAAGAAGUACCUGGACGUGAAGUUCGAGUACCUAUCGUAUUGCCUGAAGGUGAAGGAGAUGGACGAUGAAGAAUACAGCUGCAUUGCCCUAGGGGAGCCCUUGUACCGAGUGAGCACAGGCAACUACGAGUACCGCCUGAUAUUGCGCUGCCGCCAGGAGGCCCGUGCCCGCUUCUCCCAGAUGCGCAAGGACGUGCUGGAGAAGAUGGAGCUGCUGGAUCAGAAGCAUGUCCAGGACAUCGUGUUCCAGCUGCAGCGCUUCGUGUCCACCAUGUCCAAGUACUACAACGACUGCUACGCGGUGCUGCGAGACGCCGACGUCUUCCCCAUCGAGGUGGACCUGGCACACACCACGCUGGCCUACGGCCCCGGCCAGGACGAGUUCACGGACGGCGAGGACGACGACGGCGACGGGGACGAGGAGGACGCGGCGCCCAGGGACGCGCGAGGGGCCGCCGGGCCCCCCGACAAGGGUGGAAGCUGGUGUGACUCCUGAGCGCCCCGCCGUGGGGCGCGGAUCUGGGGGGCAGGGUGACUGGAAGGACGGCGGCUCGGGAGCGG